Molecule: messenger RNA, 3331 nt
Organism: Trichosurus vulpecula (common brushtail)
Lineage: Eukaryota; Metazoa; Chordata; Mammalia; Diprotodontia; Phalangeridae
Gene: CCDC125
Product: coiled-coil domain containing 125
Exons: 12
Coding region: 276-1835 (519 amino acids)
Biological process (GO): negative regulation of Rho protein signal transduction; negative regulation of cell motility
Cellular component (GO): cytoplasm
Source: RefSeq, a predicted model, not a curated record
GGCAACACCGGUUUAUCUUCCUGCCACCUCACCUUGCCCAACGGCCCGGUGCUCCCUAGGCUGAGGUCGCUGUACCGGUCGGGGCACCUCCCGGGGGGCUCGGAGAGAAUGUGGCCUUGACCCUGGGUGGGCAGCCUCCGAGCGGAGCCGGAACAGCCGCAGCCAAGCCGGGUAUCGGGGUGCCACUGCCUUCGCCCAGGACCCGCAGGGCGGGGACGGAUCUUUGCGUGCCCAGAUAAGUGUAUUCCUCUAUAUGUUAAAAGCACAUUUGACUAAUGAGUGUGGUGAUUGAAUUGCCCCUGAAACUGGAGGAGGAAACCUUUGGAGGGGAAGAUGACCUGACAGAUGGAGAUCUAGGAAAUGGAUUUGGCAGAAAACCUGGUGGUAUUUAUGAAACAGAAGAUCCAAAUGCAUCUAAUUCCAGAAAAGGAUCCUUUCCUUCAUCUCCAGAAAAGGGGGAAGAAAGCAGCAGUACCAUUUUUCGUUAUUUCAAGCAUCAUAAAUCACAUGGUACAUUUUCCAAAAAGCAUGGAGUUGCAAUUUGUAAACGACAAAAUAGUGCUGAUUUUACUGAUUCAGAAUUAUCAAAAGAAGAAUUAAGGCAACGGCUUCAUGAUGUUUUACAGGAAGUAGAGGUUCUGCGAAUUGAGCUUGAAGCAUCACAAAGACAACUUGAGGGGAAACGGGAAGCACUGAAAAUUCUCCAAAGCAUGGCAAUAUUUGAUAAAGCUACUAGGCAUACCAAAGAAAUACUUCAAAAAUCAGAAGAACAGAAGAAAUCUUUGGAAAAGGAAAUAAAUGCCCUGCAAUGGGAAAUUGAAUUUGAUCAUGAUAGAUUUAAAACUGUGGAGGAAUCUUGGGCCCAAAAAUAUGACAGAAUAUGCUGUGAAAAUUCAAUCCUUAAGGAAACUUUGAAAUUAAGAACAGAAGAAGUUAAAAGGCUUACGUCUGAAAAUGCAACUUUGAAUCAGCAGUGCCUGGAGUCUGUUGCAAUGCUUGAUAUAAAACAGCAGAAGCUUGUUCAGGAAAGCAUGUGUCUUAAAAGUGGCUCCACAGAGGUUACAGGUCUGGAACUGGCAGUACUUGGUGCUUGCAUCUGUAACCAUCCCGGAGGACAACCUUGUUCCUGUGCUAGGACAGCUGCCAUGGCUAGAAAACAGCUUCUUCAGCUGAAGCAAGAGUUAGAAAUGCUAAGGAAGAGUAAAGAAGAAGCUUAUAUAAUGGCAGAUGCAUUCAGGAUUGCAUUUGAGCAACAAUUAAUGAGAAGAAAUGAGCAGACCUUGAGAUUGACACAAAUGAAUAAAUUUUAUAAAAAACCAACCAAAUGGCUAAACUGGAAACACCUUAAGGAUGAUGGAUUGGCGUUACAAAAGAAGAACUUUGGACAGAAGCUAAUAGGUAUACUUGAAGCCAAUUCUAAGAAAAUAGAAGAGCUGGACAAUCCUCAGGAAAUCUUUAGAAUCCUAAUAGAUUUGUUGAAUGAUAAAGAAGAAGCUUUAGCUCAUCAGAGAAAAGUUAGUUACAUGCUUGCUCGGGAACUGGAAGAAAAAGAUGCUGUAAAGAAGAGUAAAGACCAUGAACCUGGGAAGGAGGAUUCUCCAUCUGAAAACCACUCACCUCAAACUUCAGAUCCCCCUAGUUUGUUUGAUCCUGCUUGUUCAAAUUUCCACAUUCUUAACUCUAGGAACUGUAUUUGUUCAGUCCCUAACCACAAAGUAGAUGAGACUUCCAAAAGAACACUUCAAAAAUCACAUUCCUUGCCAUCAAGGAUCAGGUUUUUUGAAGAAAGUCAAGUUGAAGAAACAGAUGAAAUUAGAAUUGAAAGUGGUUUGUAACGCCGUUUUAAAAAAUAAGAUUUUGUGCCUCUUACUGUGUUAUGAGAAGUUUUGCACCUAUGUUGCACUUUCUUAGCCUUCCUAGUUUUAAAACAAUAAUUGGACCAAACUUUAUGGGAACAAUGCGUUUUUCUGUAAUUUAAUAUUGUGAUGACAUAUGUGCUUUAAAAUAUUUUUAGUAUGGUAUUUCAUUUAGUGUUUAAUUUGUUAACAUACUGAAAUGAAGCACAUAAAAUGAUUUAGGAAGAAAAUAGAAACAUAAUUAUUUGAUUAGAUUAUAUAACAGAAGCCUAGGUUGACUAAAGGAGCAUGGAACAAUUUUAAAAUGUUGCUCUAUGAAACUGUGGCAUCUAGCCAAUCCUUGCAAUGGAGUACAUUAACUAUUAGCUGCUAAAGCAGUUUCUAAUCUUGGCUUUUUCUGUAAACUAUUUGAUGUAAAAAGUUAAGAACUGACAGUUCCAUUUUGUUAAUUUCAACCCAGAAUUUCAGAUGAUGAAAUUUCACCUUUAUUGGUUUCUUUGGACAGAGUACGAAAGGAAUCUAUUGUUUUUUACUUCAUAGGAUUACAGGUUUAGCUCUGGAGGGAUCUUCAGAAAUCAUCUAGUCUCACUUCCCCCUUUUAUACAUGAAGAAACAAGCCCAGAGAAGAGUCACGCCGUGAGCAGCAGAACUCAGAACUGCACUCAAGUCUGCAGACUCAAAUCCACCACUCUUUUUACUAUAUCACUGCCUCUUAAUGAUCUGAUUUGGACAUUUUAUAUAACACAGUGGCUCAAGCAGAAUAGGUACUCCUAAGUCAUUGCAGCUUUGGGAGUGUACUAUGUUAUCAUUAUAGGAAGUGGAAGUCAGAUUUUCACCUAAUUCCAAUCUUUGGAAGAGGCAAGUUAAAAAGUGUUCAGAUAGAAGAGGUUGCACUGCAGUCUUGAAGUUAAAGGAUUUAUGGGAUAAGACAUAUUUGUGAAAAAUGAUGCAAUAAUAAUAAAUGAAAUAACAUUAGUAGAGCUAAGUGCUUUUUUUUUUCCUAUGGCAAAGUUUUUCAGGCCUCAGAAACUUUCAUUGCUGGAUUUACGUUUUUCAGGUUAUAAUUUUUUAAACCAAUAAAUUACCAUGUUAGAGAAGACUAAUUUUAGGUACAGACAGACUUCAGCAGAUAGUAGGGGACAGAAGGCCUGGCAGGCUAUGGUCAACAGGGCCAUGAAGAGUUGGAUACAACUGAAUGACAGAACAAAAACAACAAAAGGGAAUCUGGAAAAUUGUGUUAACAGUUAUAUAAUUUACUGUUGAAGGAAGAGCAUUUAAUAUGGAGUUAAGGACAUCAAGAAACUGAGUUCCAUAUGGAGAUGUGCCCUUGAAUAUAAAACAAAUAUUUGACAUUUUUAUAUCUGAUUCCUAAUCUGAAUAGUAUAACCAAAUUGCAUUAGGGAUCUUCUGACAUCUUACCUCACUAGCAUUAUGAGCACUGUAGGUAGCAUUUGUAAAACUUUUUGAGUUCUUCA